GCCAACGAGCCGCUGCUUUUUUUCUUUUUCUUUCUUUUUUCCGUGUGUGUGUGUGUGUGUGUGUGUGUGUCUCCUCCGUCCUGUGUAAUUGUGUGGUUCCCGGUUCCGGUGACGCUCUCACGCUGUGUUCUCUCACCAUGGGAUGUACUCUGAGCGCCGAGGAGCGGGCGGCUCUGGACCGGAGCAAAGCCAUCGAGAAGAACCUGAAGGAGGACGGACUGACCGCCGCCAAAGAUGUCAAACUGCUGCUGCUCGGGGCUGGAGAGUCGGGGAAAAGCACCAUCGUCAAACAGAUGAAGAUCAUCCACGAGGACGGUUUCUCUGGCGAUGACGUAAAGCAGUACAAGCCGGUUGUUUACAGCAACACCAUCCAGUCUCUGGCUGCCAUCGUCCGUGCUAUGGACACUCUGGGCCUGGAGUAUGGAGACAAAGAGCGCAAGGCGGAUGCUAAGAUGGUCUGCGAUGUUGUCAGCCGCAUGGAGGACACGGAGCCUUACUCAGCGGAGCUACUCUCUGCCAUGAUGCGUCUGUGGUCCGACUCCGGCAUCCAGGAGUGUUUCAGCCGUGCCCGAGAAUACCAGCUCAAUGAUUCAGCGCAGUACUACUUAGACAGCCUAGACCGGAUUGGGGCUCCAGAUUACCAGCCAACAGAGCAGGACAUUCUGAGGACCCGAGUGAAGACCACAGGCAUCGUUGAGACACACUUUACCUUCAAAAACCUCCAUUUCAGGCUGUUCGAUGUGGGGGGUCAAAGGUCGGAGAGGAAGAAGUGGAUUCACUGUUUUGAGGACGUGACAGCUAUCAUUUUCUGUGUGGCGCUCAGCGGCUACGACCAGGUGCUGCACGAGGAUGAGACCACGAACCGCAUGCACGAAUCUUUGAAGCUCUUUGAUUCCAUCUGCAACAACAAGUGGUUUAAGGACACCUCCAUCAUCCUCUUCCUCAACAAGAAAGACCUCUUUGAAAGAAAGAUCAGCAAGUCACCACUGUGUAUCUGCUUCCCAGAAUACACCGGUCCAGAUGCAUAUUUGGAGGGAAUCGCGUACAUUAAGUCUCAGUACGAGAGCAAGAACAAGUCACCUGACAAAGAGGUUUACUCCCAUGUGACCUGUGCCACCGACACCAACAACAUCCAGUUUGUGUUCGACGCCGUCACUGAUGUUAUCAUAGCCACUAACCUCAGGGGGUGUGGUUUAUAUUGAUGUUACCCAAUAAAUGGAGGGCAUCUGACAUGUAGCCAGAAACCACUUUGGUCGUGCGGUACACGUCAUGAUGUCAUCAUGCGAUGGCACUCGCAUUGCAGUUUCGAUCAUGAUGUCAUCAUACUGUUUUUCAGCUGACCACCAGUUCAGCUUCACAGUGACUGGAUUGACUUUGAGUCGGCCUUUUACUCUUUCUGAAGCAGGCCCAGCAGCACAUCUCAGAUCUGAACGCACGGCGCUGCCUUGCUCAUGGAUCCUAAGUCAGUCCAGCUUUGCAUCUUUCCUGUAUUACUCACA
Thalassophryne amazonica is the source of this 1499-nucleotide messenger RNA. It is a transcript of the gene gnao1a, whose product is annotated as guanine nucleotide binding protein (G protein), alpha activating activity polypeptide O, a. Gene Ontology annotation, molecular function: GTPase activity; G-protein beta/gamma-subunit complex binding; G protein-coupled serotonin receptor binding. Gene Ontology annotation, cellular component: heterotrimeric G-protein complex. The record is from RefSeq and is a predicted model, not a curated record. The transcript has 8 exons. Bases 138 to 1202 code for a protein of 354 amino acids. Gene Ontology annotation, biological process: adenylate cyclase-modulating G protein-coupled receptor signaling pathway; G protein-coupled dopamine receptor signaling pathway. Lineage: Eukaryota; Metazoa; Chordata; Actinopteri; Batrachoidiformes; Batrachoididae.